Dioszegia hungarica is the source of this 1137-nucleotide messenger RNA. RefSeq lists its product as uncharacterized. NCBI's taxonomy places the organism in Eukaryota, Fungi, Basidiomycota, Tremellomycetes, Tremellales, Bulleribasidiaceae. The coding region runs from base 1 to 1137 and encodes 378 amino acids. The record is from RefSeq and is a predicted model, not a curated record. The transcript is spliced from 5 exons.
AUGACCGAGAUCUUUCUGCCGGAGCACUACGACCUGGUCGCAAGACCUCUCGCUAUCGCCUUUCAGACAGAGGAUCGGCUCGAAAUCCUCCGGCUACUCCGUCCUAUCUUUCCCCAGCUGGGGCUACACGAGACACCCCUCCCUCAUCCCAUUCUCCCCGUCAUCCGGAGGUCUGGCUGGCGUAAGGUAGUAAGGUCUGGCGACGUCUCCUGCGCUCUGCUGUACCUCUUCUUCAGCUUCGCGGUCCUCAAUUUCACCGAGUAUAAAGUCCCCACCAUCAUCAUGGGCACCUACUUCGUCCCCACGGCAACUCGGGCCUGGUUAAACUACCGACUGCCUCUCGCCAGCCGGGCUGGUAUUCGUCGGGAAGAGGCCGGUUGGUGGGGAGUGUUGUCAGACACUCUCCACGCGUUGUGUGGGGAGAAGAACUUGCCCCGCGAGGUCGAGGAGGAUAUUAUCAAGGGUGGUAUGACUUUGACAAGUCAGAUAGGGUGCAAAGUGGAAGAGCUCGAGGUGAUGUCAGAGGCCAAAGUGCGAUUCACCAAACGGGAGGAGCUUGAUAUGGCAAGGUUCCGGUUGGACUUGGAGAUCGCCAAGAUCGAGGGAACAAGCGCAGCGAACCUGCGGCAGAAGAGGCGGGAAAAAGAACAGGAGUGGCGGAUGGAGAGGGAGAAGAAGGAGAUGGAGGCGGCGCAGGAUGUGGAGGUGACCAAGGACGAUGACGACGACGACAAGCUCAAGGAGGGCGGUGAGGGCGAGGCGGAGUCUUCCGAGGGCGACGAUAUCCCCUUGACCUUCAAGGAGUUCUCCACGGCCGCCAAACCCAUGAAGGUCGUGAUUAGUCCGGCGAAGGCGACAAACCCGGUCGAAUUCAAGGCGAACAGUACGCAAAUGAGUACCGGAAGCUUUGGCUGGUCGGCAUCUAAGAAAGCCACAUUGCCGGUUGACGGUAUUGAGCGAGACGUGACGAUUACCGUCAACAUCACCCUCAUCGACUCUGGCGAGAAGUCCAAGACCGCAGCGAAGGCCGGGGCGUCAGCCUCCCCUACCAAGGCCAGCACGGCGACCGCCAAGGGGACAAAGAAGAAGCGCAAAGCGUCCGAAGAGUCUGACCAGGAGGAGGACGGAUCCGAGUGA